CUCGAAUGGACCGGUAAUGUUCUCAGCCACCCCACUGCCGUGAAUAAGCGACCACUAUCCAGAACAUGGUUAAGCUGCAAGAUCGACUGACGCGUCCAGUUCAGUUUGUCUUGGCACAAGCUUAAGAGCCACCUUGACCCCGUUGAACAAGUAGGACUCAGUAUCCAUAUAAGCCAGAAGGAGCACGAUAUGUCAACACAGAAAUCUUCCGACAUUGUCAUUAUUGGAGCGGGCAUUUUCGGCUCUGCCCUGGCCUAUUUCCUCUCUUCUUCUAGUGAUGAAAAAAAGAUAACGGUCGCUGAACGAUCCAUUUCCCGCCUCACCGGCUCAACAGGCUAUGCACCGGGUUUCGUGGGCCAAUUCAACGAGUCUGAAGUCCUGACCCGGCUUGCUGUCGACAGUGUGAGGGAGUACUCUAAGGUCCCUGGGGGGUUCGACCAUGUCGGCGGACUCGAAGUCGCGACAAGCAGUGCCGCAGUCGAGAAUCUCAAAUGGAGACAGGAAACUGCCAGGGCAAGAGGACUGCAAGCAGAGUUGAUUUCUAUCCAAAGGGCAGCGGAGAUUGCACCCGAUCUCGUGAAGGAGGAGUAUGUUUCGGCACUACAUUUUCCAGCAGAUGGGACUGCCAAUCCGGCGACCGUUACUGCAUUCUUUCAGUCCGAAGCUCAGAAUACAGGCGUUCAGUUCCUGGAAGCCGAUGUCUCGGAGAUUCGACGGGAUGGAGACAAAGUGACCGGAGUUAUGACUUCAAAGGGAUUCAUCCACGCGCCGAGAGUUGUCCUGGCUACUGGUAUCUGGGCCAAGUCCUUAUGUGACUUUGAUAUCCCCAUUCCAGUUAUCCCAGUCGCGCACCCCUAUAUGUAUGGUGAAGUGCGUGAGCCGAAGGUGUACACAUCUCCUUUUGUCAGAUACCCAGAGCAUCAUGUUUAUGUUCGAGAUCACGGUACCUAUUUCGGACUCGGCUCAUACGACCAUAAGCCUCUCGCUGCGAAGCCAGGAGGCACCGCUAUCGGAAACUGGGUUGACGAGUUUGAUACGGCAUUGGAUCGUGCGGUGAAGUUGGUACCUGAGAAGACCAAUCUGAGGGUUAGGGAAAAGUUCAAUGGAAUAUUCUCUAUGACACCGGACAAUAUGCCAUUGAUUGGGGAGGUUCCGGACGUGAAGGGGCUGUACUUGGCGGCGGGGGUUUGGGUUACACAUGCUGGUGGGUCAGCAAAGUUCUUGACGAGCUUGCUUAAGGGAGAGGAAGUGGAUGUGGCACUGAAGAAGGCGCUGGAUCCGACGAGGUUCAGGGGAAGAGAUAUGGAGAGUCUGGAGCGGGAGUCGCUGAAUUGCUAUAACAGCAUAUACUCCACGUACGAGAAUUCCUAGAUCACUAGAACCAUAAGCGCCCCGUGAAUCAUAUUUGCUUGCUAUGGAAUACAUCCCAUGCGACGGGUUGGAGCGUCGUAAAAAGCCAUCGUAUACUAGCCCUUAAUCUAAUACCUAAUAAGCC
Aspergillus versicolor CBS 583.65 is the source of this 1495-nucleotide messenger RNA. Its product is annotated as NAD(P)/FAD-dependent oxidoreductase. NCBI's taxonomy places the organism in Eukaryota, Fungi, Ascomycota, Eurotiomycetes, Eurotiales, Aspergillaceae. The transcript has a single exon. The record is from RefSeq and is a predicted model, not a curated record. Gene Ontology annotation, cellular component: cytoplasm. The coding region runs from base 190 to 1371 and encodes 393 amino acids. Gene Ontology annotation, molecular function: oxidoreductase activity.